Molecule: messenger RNA, 2086 nt
Organism: Exophiala oligosperma
Lineage: Eukaryota; Fungi; Ascomycota; Eurotiomycetes; Chaetothyriales; Herpotrichiellaceae
Exons: 1
Coding region: 115-1659 (514 amino acids)
Molecular function (GO): 1-alkyl-2-acetylglycerophosphocholine esterase activity
Source: RefSeq, a predicted model, not a curated record
CAGGAUUACGUCGCAGCUUUCAUCUAUUUCAAAAACACGACUUCACAUCGCGAGAAAGGGUGGACAUAUGACCGAGGUUUGACACCCUUGUCUGGUCGUCAGAUCACCACCACAAUGCUGUCGUAUCUCAAUCCUCUCCCGUCUCUCCCAGUAUAUACCGGCCCUUACGCCGUUGGAUCUUCAGAACAUGAAAUUCCCAUAUCUUCACUCUCGCUCCCGGCUCUGCCCCAACUCCAAGCGUCCAAGCUGACGACUUUGAAAUUCCGUCUGUUCUAUCCGACCACAUCGAAGCAGUCGUCCUACACAAAUUCUCAAAACUACGGCAUCCCCUGGCUCCAAGACCCUCAGAGAGACCAUCUAAACGCAUACCUUCGGCUAUCCGGUAUAAAGCCAUGGCUCAGCGACUUCCUUCUAUCGUCCCCGUUCAGGUACUAUCUCAGCACGACGCAGAUUCCAGUACACCACAAUGCACCACUACUCUUCAAUGGCGCAAAGGUGCCCACUCUCAUAUUCUCACACGGACUGGUCGGUAACAUGAACACUCAUAGCGCCCUGCUCGGCGAACUCGCUAGUCAUGGUGUUUUCUGUCUGGCACUGGAUCACCGAGACGGGAGCGGGCCGCUCACAACUCUCCGUAGGACGGGAUCUGAGCCAAAUGGCGAUGCAGCAACGGUACCAACAGAAGUAGGGCUGACGAAUCCGAGUGUUUAUUACAAGCCAAUCACACUAAAAAUCAAGCCUGGCAUGCACGAGGCCCGAGAUGAGCAGUUAAGCAUUCGCCUCUUUGAAUUGAGUGCGGCAUAUCAGGCCUUGGAGGUGAUGAACGGCGGUCAGAUCUUGCCGAAUCUGGCGGGUGAAGGUGGGUUCACACUUCCCAAGGGAUCUUUAGACAUGUCACCAGGCAAUGUAAUCUGGGCAGGACAUUCAUUUGGUGGCACAUCGACAGUGCAAUUCGUCAAGUCUGUCUUUUAUUCCGAAGCGCAUGGUGACGACGCCAAAAGUCCAUUGCUUUGGCAAGAGCCCUCGUCGAGUCUGAAAGCACAGGUCACACCACAUUCGCCCGUUGUGCUGCUGGAUCCGUGGUUCUUGCCGCUCAGGUCGCCCAAGACGGAGAUGUUACUGAGAAGACCACUGCCAUGUCAUGAAGCGGAAAUUGGCAAGAAUUCCGCGAGAACAGUGGUGCUCAUGUGUUCGGAAUUUGCGUACCAUUGGCCCGAAUGCCAUUCGCAUAUGCCUGUGGUGGCGGGAGCAAAUCCUUCAAACGUCAAGGUGCAGACAAUAGAGGAAUACCGAGAAGAAAUAGCGAGGUACAAGGAUCAGAGGGAGUAUAUGAACAAGAGCAAAGAGCAAAGAGCGAAGUAUUUGGCCAGGGCGGAAACCGAGAAAGACCCAGACAAGGAGGGCCGCAGCCAGGUGUCUGAAGAACAGGUGUCAAUGUACGUGUUGCAUGAGACUACGCAUGUAACGCACUCUGAUUUCGGGAUCAUGUUUCCAUGGAUGGUAUGGUGGUUUACGGGACAGAGAAGACCCGUAUUGGCUACGAGGAAUAUCGCUAGGUCCAUCUUGGCCGAGACUGGCGUUGACAGUGCUAUGCAAGUGGCGGAUGAUCCGACCGUUGAAAAGGUGCAGCUGGAGCACGUAUCCAAGCUGUGGACGUGAAGUUUGGUUCCUUUGCCCCGUGUGUGGCCUGGUAGAUGGCGUAAUGGUAGAUAAGAGGUCGUGGUGGUUUUCCACACCUAACUCGUUUUUGGUACGGGGGCCAGAUUUCAUCAAUUGAUCGGAGGUCCGAACAUAGAGCUGGUCAACAAGAUGGCCAAUAUCAAGGCGGCGAGGAUCGGUCGCCUGAGCACGAACUUUGCGCCGUGCCACAGGACGAGCAGUGGCAGGCUGUGCAUGCGCGGAAUCUGUGAGAUGUGAACGUUGUCGGCGGUCCUCAUGACCUGGUCCAGACGCCAGUGGAGGCUGGGCGUGGUGCGGGCCUUGAGCCUGGUCAGCUCGUCCUUGAUCUCGAUUCUAGCUUGUAGUUGGGCGGCGGUGAGGACCUCGGAGAUGGUCGCAUUGUUCUCCCGGUCCGACAGAACCUCGC